ACACAGCCCGCGCCAUCUCCUGGAAUCCUCCAACAGGAAGAAAGAUGACUCCUCCAGUGUCCAUUGUCAGCUCUCAAUAAAGUUAUACAUAAAAAAAUAACUGGUGACACAGGAAGAAAGAAUGGCUACAGCUGGGAAUCAGGAGCCAGUGGUGUCUCUUAAAAGUAAGGUGUGUCUGGUGACUGGAGCCAGCUCUGGGAUCGGUGCCGGCACUGCGUUGCUCUUUGCCCGUCUAGGGGCACGAUUGGCCCUUAAUGGUAGAAAUGAGGAGAAAUUAAAGGAGACAGCUCAAGCCUGCGAGGAGUUCUGUGACCAGAAGCCUCUGCUGGUUGCGGGAGACCUGACGGAUGAGGUGCGGCUCCGGGAGAUCGUGGAGCAGACGGUGUCGCACUUUGGACAGCUCGAUGUGCUGGUGAAUAGUGGGGGGAUCCUGGCCAUGGGCACGAUUGAGAACACGACUCUGCAGGACUACGACCGCGUGAUGAACGUGAACGCCAGGUCCCUGUUCUACCUCACCCAGCUGGCAACACCACAUCUAACAAAGACCAAAGGAAACAUCGUGAACGUCUCCAGCGUCAAUGGGCAGAGAUCGUUCCCGGGGGUCCUGGCCUAUUGUAUGUCCAAGUCAGCAGUCGACCAGUUAACCAGAUGUGCAGCUUUGGAGUUGGCGAGUAAACAAGUUCGUGUGAACGCCGUCUGCCCGGGGGUCAUUGUCACGGAGGUGCACCGGCGCGCAGGUCUGGACGAGGUGCAGUACGCUCAGUUUCUGCAGAACACCCAGCACACCCACGCCCUGGGGCGGCCCGGUACGGUGGACGAAGUGGCCCGGACAAUCGCUUUCCUGGCUUCAGAUGCUGCGUCUUUUAUCACAGGAGUCACCAUGCCAGUGGAUGGAGGACGCCACGCCAUGUGCCCACGAUAAGACUGUAUAAUCAUCAAUAAAGAUGUGAGAGUAACAUA
This is a messenger RNA of Hyla sarda, 960 nucleotides long. RefSeq names its product 3-oxoacyl-[acyl-carrier-protein] reductase FabG-like. The transcript is spliced from 8 exons. The record is from RefSeq and is a predicted model, not a curated record. NCBI's taxonomy places the organism in Eukaryota, Metazoa, Chordata, Amphibia, Anura, Hylidae. Bases 122 to 922 code for a protein of 266 amino acids. Gene Ontology annotation, molecular function: oxidoreductase activity.